CAUUCCACCAUGGCUGUCCAACCCAGCAUGUCCUCCCAACCUCCUCCCCCCCGUACAUCAACAUCCAAACCAAGCAUCACCUCCGAACCCAUCACCCUCUCCAACUGGUACCAGCACAUCAACUGGAUCAGCACAACGCUCGUAAUCAUCGUGCCCAUCUACGGCCUCUUCGCCAUCCAGUACACACCGAUCCACCGUCUGACGCUCGCGUGGUCGCUCAUCUACUACUUCCUCACAGGCUUUGGCAUCACGGGAGGCUACCACAGACUAUGGUCGCACCGCUGCUACUCUGCACGGCUCCCGCUCCGCAUCUUCCUCGCGUUUGUAGGCGCCGGGGCGGUGCAAGGCUCGAUCAGGUUCUGGAGUAGCAAGCACCGCGCCCACCACCGAUGGACGGAUACGCACAAGGACCCUUAUAACGCUCUGCGGGGCUUCUUCUUCUCGCACCUGGGCUGGAUGAUCUUCAAGCAGGAUUCGAGGAUGAUUGGACGAACGGAUAUCUCGGAUCUCGAUGAAGAUCCUGUCGUGGUGUGGCAGCAUAAACAUUUCUUGGAGACGAUGUUGAUGGCGGCUUGGAUUUUCCCCAUGUGCGUGGCUGGACUGCUGUGGGGGGAUUGGUGGGGUGGGUUGGUGUAUGCGGGGAUUAUGAGGGCUUGUUUCGUCCAGCAGGCUACGUUUUGUGUGAACAGUCUGGCUCAUUACAUCGGCGACCAAGUCUUCGAUGACCGAAGGACUCCAAGAGAUCACUGGAUCACCGCCCUUGUGACCCUCGGCGAAGGAUACCACAAUUUCCAUCACGAGUUCCCAAGCGAUUACCGCAACGCCAUAUCCUGGCACCAAUACGACCCCACGAAAUGGUUCAUCUACCUCCUCUCCAAAACCACUCUCGCAAGCAACCUCAAACGCUUCCGCCAUAACGAAAUCGAGAAAGGCCGUCUCCAACAGCAGCAAAAAGCUGUCGACAUUGCGCGCUCCAAGCUAGACUGGGGUACACCGCUCGCAGAUCUCCCCGUGAUAUCGUGGGAGGAGUUCCAAGCAGAGGUGGAAGGUGGUGCGGCGUUGACUUCGAUUGCGGGCGUCAUUCACGACGUGAGUGCGUUUGUCGAAGAGCAUCCUGGUGGACGGGCGUUGAUCAAGAGUGCGCUUGGUAAGGAUGCUACGGCAGUUUUCAAUGGAGGCGUGUACAUGCAUAGUAAUGCGGCACACAAUCUGUUGUCGACAAUGAGGAUCGGAGUGUUAAGAGGCGGGCAGGAGGUCGAGAGCUGGAAACUGGAGGCCAGUGCUAAGUCAAAAGCGGAUGGAUUGAUGGGCGAUUUGAGACAACGGAUGACGGUUACGAAGGACGAGGCUGGGGCUGCUGAGGCGGCAUGA
Messenger RNA from Periconia digitata, 1371 nucleotides. Lineage: Eukaryota; Fungi; Ascomycota; Dothideomycetes; Pleosporales; Periconiaceae. The record is from the annotation of a GenBank genome assembly.